Rotaria sordida is the source of this 2646-nucleotide messenger RNA. NCBI's taxonomy places the organism in Eukaryota, Metazoa, Rotifera, Eurotatoria, Philodinida, Philodinidae. The record is from the annotation of a GenBank genome assembly.
AUGGGUGAACUGUAUAGAAACAUCGGCGAAUACUCGAAAGCACUUGACUUUUACGAAAAAUCAUAUCAAAUAAGAGAAAAAUCGCUCCCUCCGAAUCAUCCCGAUUUGGCUACUUCCUACAACAGCAUCGGUGGAGUGUAUUAUUGCAUAAGUGAAUACUCGAAAGCACUUGAAUUUUUCGAAAAAUCACAUCAAAUAAGAGAAAAAUCUCUCCCUUCGAAUCAUCCUAAUUUGGCUCAAUCCUACAACAAUAUCGCUCUUGUCUAUAAUACCAUGGGUGACUACCCGAAAGCACUUGAAUUUUACAAAAAAUCACAUAAAAUCUACGACAAAGCUCUUCCUCCGAACCAUCCCAAUUUUGCUACUUCGUACAACAAUAUUGGUCUUACCUAUAACAACAUGGGUGACUAUUCUAAAGCACUUGAAUUUUACGAAAAAUCACAUCAAAUAACAGAAAAAGCCCUUCCUCCGAAUCAUCCUAAUUUGGCUCAAUCCUACAACAACAUCGGUGGAGUGUAUAACAACAUGGGUGACUACUCGAAAGCACUUGAAUUUUGCGAAAAAUCACAUGAAAUAAUAGAAAAAUCUCUGUCUCCAAAUCUUCCUGAUUUGGCUACUUCUUACAACAACAUCGGCUUUGUCUAUAACAACAUGGGUGACUACUCGAAAGCACUUGAAUUUUACGAAAACUCACAUCAAAUAAGAGAAAAAGCCCUUCCUUCGAAUCAUCCCGAUUUGGCUCAAUCCUACAACAACAUCGGUGGAGUCUAUCAGAACAUGGGUGACUAUUCGAAAGCAAUUGAAUUUUACGAAAGAUCACAUCAAAUAAAAGAAAUAGCUCUUCCUCCGAAUCAUCCCGAUGUGGCUACUUUCUACAACAACAUCGGUGGAGUGUAUAACAAUAUGGGUGACUACUCGAAAGCGCUUGAAUUUCACGGCAAAUCAAAUAAAAUAUUCCAAAAAUCUGUGUCUUCGAAUCAUCCUGAUUUGGCUACUUCCUAUAACAACAUUGGUCUCGUGUAUGACUACUCGAAAGCGCUUGAAUUUUGCGAAAAAUCACACGCAGUCAGAGAAAAAGCUCUUCCUCCAAAUCAUACCGAUAUGGCUCAAUCCUACAAUAGUAUCGGUCUUGUCUAUAGCGAUAUGGGUGACUACUCGAAAGCACUUGAAUUCUACGAAAAAUCACAUAAAAUCUACGACAAAGCUCUGCCUCCGAAUCAUCCCGAUUUGGCUCUGUCCUACAACAACAUCGGUGGAGUGUAUAACAACAUGGGUGACUAUUCGAAAGCACUUGAAUUUUACGAAAAAUCACGUCAAAUGAGAGAAAAAACUCUUCCUUCGAAUCAUCCCAAUUUGGCUACUUCCUGCAACAACAUCGGUGGAGUGUAUGGCGACAUGGGUGACUACUCGAAAGCACUUGAAUUCUAUGAAAAAUCACAUAAAAUCUACGACAAAGCUAUGCCUCCGAAUCAUCCGGAUUUGGCUAUUUCGUAUAACAACAUCGGUGGAGUGUAUGUCGACAUGGGUGACUACUUGAAAGCGCUUGAAUUUUACGAAAAAUCAUAUCAAAUAAGAGAAAAAGCUCUCCCUCCGAAUCAUCCCGGUUUGGCUAUUUCCUAUGACAACAUCGGUAAAGUGUAUGACAACAUGGGUGACUACUCGAAGGCACUUGAGUUUUACGAAAAAGCACAGCAAAUCUACGAAAAAGCUCUACCUCCGAAUCAUCCCGAUUUGGCUCUGUUCUACAACAAUAUCGGUGGAGUGUAUAACAACAUGGGUGACUACUUGGAAGCACUUGAAUUUUACGAAAAAUCACAUGAAAUAACAGAAAAAUCUCUGUCUCCAAAUCUUCCUGAUUUAGCUACUUCCUACAACAAUAUCGGUGUUACCUAUAACAACAUGGGUGACUACUCGAAAGCGCUUGAAUUUUUCGAAAAAUCAUAUCAAAUACGAGAAAAAGCUCUCCCUCCGAAUCACCCUCAUGUGGCUGGUAGUCACUUGAGUUUCGCAGUAUGUUACGAAAGAAUGGGUGAUUACGCAGCAGCUCUUAAGGCUCUUCAAAAUGCUUUUCAAAUUCAACAACAAGCAUUUCAAGAAGGUAAUCCAGCUUUCGCUUCAACAUAUAGUUGGUUAGGAAGAGUUUAUCGCAGUAUGAAAGAUUACUCAAAUGCACUUGAUAAUUUUGAGAAGUGUCUCGCAAUAUAUCUGAAAACGUUACCUGAAAAUCAUCCAUAUCUAGCUCUAACAUACAGUAAUAUUGGUGAUGUUCAUCGAUUAAUGGGUAAUUAUGAAAAGGCACUUACAUUUCAUCAAAAAGCAUUAAAUAUUCAAGAAAAUGUUCAAUGUAAUCCUCUGGAAUGUGCAACGAUAUAUAUAAAUUUAGGUGAAAAUUAUCGUGAAAUGAAAGAUUAUUCAACGGCAUUGACAUAUUAUCAAAAAGGAUUAGAAAUACGUGAGAAGAAAUUACCAAAAAAUCAUCCUGAUUUAGCUGUUGUAUAUCAUAAUAUGGCAAAAUUAUAUUUGGCUACACGAAAAUAUAGUAUGGCUAUGAAAAAUAUUCAACAAGCAGUUGAAAUAGCUCAAGAGAAAUUACCUUCAAAUCAUCCUCAUCUUUUGGAAUAUAAAGAAACAUUUGAAAAAAUUUGA